Messenger RNA from Pistacia vera, 3526 nucleotides. Its product is annotated as putative white-brown complex homolog protein 30. Lineage: Eukaryota; Viridiplantae; Streptophyta; Magnoliopsida; Sapindales; Anacardiaceae. Gene Ontology annotation, molecular function: ATP hydrolysis activity; ABC-type transporter activity; ATP binding. The transcript is spliced from 14 exons. The record is from RefSeq and is a predicted model, not a curated record. The coding region runs from base 1 to 3321 and encodes 1106 amino acids.
AUGAGUGAAGUUCGGAUUAAUAUCUACUGGGUACCCCAUGUUAUAUUGUCUCUAAUUUUAAUUUUAAGUUUAUUUCCAAUUGUGCGGAGUGUGGAUGAGAAUGCCUAUAGUAAGACAGGAGACCCAGCCAUUUCUCGUCUAGUUACACAGUUCAUCUAUGCCCGCCUUUCCAAUCUCACUAAAGUGUUAAUCCGUGAUAUCCAGACUCAGUUGGGCUUCUGCAUAAAGAAUGUUGAUGCUGAUUGGAAUGAAGCAUUUAAUUUUGAAGGAGAUUUGGAUUUUUUGACAAAUUGUAUCAAGAAAACAAAAGAGGAUCUUGCACAACGACUAUGUACAGCAGCGGAGAUAAAAUUCUACUUCAACAGUUUAUUUGGGAGGGGUUCAAAAACAACCAGUUACUUGAAACCAAACAAGAACUGCAAUUUGACCUCAUGGGUUUCUGGAUGUGAACCAGGAUGGGGUUGUAGUGCUAACCAACAUGUUGAACUUCAAAAUUCAAAAGUCAUUCCUUCUAGGACUCAGACUUGUCAACCUUGUUGUGAGGGGUUCUUCUGCCCACGGGGUCUUACUUGCAUGAUACCUUGCCCACUAGGAUCUCACUGUCCACUUGCAAGACUAAAUAAAGCAACUGGAGCAUGUGACCCAUACAGUUACCAAGUUCCUCCUGGAAAACCAAAUCAUACUUGUGGUGGUGCACAUAUUUGGGCAGAUAUUGAGAGUAGUGACCUUUUCUGCUCCCCUGGAUCAUACUGCCCAACUACCACUAGAAUAGUUCCUUGCAGCGCUGGACAUUACUGCAGGAGGGGUUCCGUUUCUCAAGAACCAUGCUUCAAGUUGGCUACAUGUAAUUCAAAUACUGAAAACCAAAAUAUCCAUGCCUAUGGUGUCAUGCUUCUUGUUGCAUUGAUUACUCUGCUGCUCAUUCUUUAUAAUUGGUCUGACCAAGUUCUCAGCACUAGGGAAAGAAGACUGGCUAAACGCAGAGAAGCUGCUGUAAAGCACGUACGAGAAACUACACAAGCACGUGAAAAGUGGAAACAUGCAAAAGAAGUUGCCAAGAAACGGGCAACUGGGCUACAACAACAGUUAUCACGGACAUUUUCUCAAAGAAAAACCACAAGGCAAUCAGAGCAGCUGAAGGAUUUUGGUCCAGCUAAUCCUAGCUCUGAUAAUGUUUCUUUGCCCCUAAAGCCUCCAGGUACUUCAAGCUCAUUUGAGCAAUCAUCUGCAGCUUCAAAAGCCAAGAAAAAGGAAGAAAAUAGCCUAAAAAAAAUGAUGCAUGCCCUUGACAGUGACCUGGAUGGUUUCGAAGGCUUUAAUCUGGAGAUUGGGGAUAAAAAUACUAGAAAGCAAGAGCCUAAAGGUAAAAAACUGCAUUCUGACAGCCAAAUUUUCAAGUAUGCGUAUGGUCAACUUGAGAAGGAGAAAGCUCUGCAGCAGGGACAGAAGUUGACUUUCUCAGGAUUAGUCUCAAUGGCUGCUUAUGGUGACAUCAAGACCAGGCCUGUGACUGAGGUUGCUUUUAAAGAUCUUACCCUAACUUUGAAAGGAAAAAACAAACAUCUGCUGAGAUGUGUCAAUGGGAAAAUUAGGCCUGGGCGAGUUUCUGCUGUCAUGGGUCCAUCUGGAGCUGGAAAAACAACAUUCCUUUCUGCUGUAGCUGGAAAAGCAACUGGGUGCACUAUGACAGGUUCCAUUCUAAUAAAUGGAAAAGUUGAAUCUAUCCACUCAUAUAAGAAAAUUAUUGGUUUUGUCCCACAAGAUGACAUUGUGCAUGGGAACUUGACUGUGGAGGAGAAUCUCCAGUUCAAUGCAAGCUGCAGACUAUCUGCCGGUAUGUCAAAACCUGAUAAGGUCCUAGUCAUUGAAAGAGUUAUUGAGUCCUUGGGACUACAGACGGUAAGAGAUUCACUUGUUGGGACAGUGGAAAAGCGAGGAAUCUCUGGAGGGCAGAGGAAGCGAGUUAAUGUGGGGAUUGAAAUGGUCAUAGAACCUUCACUCUUGAUCUUGGAUGAGCCCACUUCUGGUUUGGACAGCUCAUCCUCACAGUUGCUUCUUAGAGCGCUUCGACGUGAAGCUCUUGAAGGGGUUAAUGUCUGCAUGGUAGUUCACCAACCAAGUUAUGCAUUGUUCAAGAUGUUUGACGAUUUAAUACUUCUAGCCAAAGGUGGUCUGACCGUGUAUCACGGAUCUGUGAAGGAAGUUGAAAAAUACUUUGCUGGCCUUGGGAUCAUUGUACCAGAGCGUAUUAAUCCUCCAGACCACUUCAUUGACAUUCUAGAAGGCAUAGUAAAACCAAGUGGAGGUGUGAAUCAUCAACAGCUUCCUGUCAGGUGGAUGCUACAUAAUGGGUAUCCUGUGCCUGCAGAUAUGCUGCAAUAUGUUGAUGGAGAUUGUUCCUCCUUGGUCAGUCAUGUAGCAGAUCCUAGUGCUGGAGCCACUGAACAAUCUUUUGCUGGAGACUUGUGGCAGGACCUAAAGUCUAAUGUUGAGCUAAAGCAUGAUCAUAUACGACACAACUUCUUGAACUCUAAAGAUUUAUCCAACAGAAGAACUCCUGGCAUUGCUCGUCAGUACAAAUAUUUUCUUGGGAGGGUUGGAAAACAGCGACUACGUGAUGCCAGAAUGCAAGCAGUUGAUUAUCUCAUUCUAUUAGUAGCAGGUGCUUGCUUGGGAAUUCUUGCGAAAGUGAGCGAUGAAACAUUUGGUUCCCUUGGCUAUACUUAUACUGUCAUUGCUGUUUCACUACUAUGCAAGAUCGCAGCAUUAAGAUCAUUUACUCUGGACAAGUUGCAGUAUCAAAGAGAGACUGCAUCUGGGAUCAGCAGCCUAGCUCAUUUUCUUUCCAAGGAUACAUUUGAUCAUUUCAAUACGGUCAUCAAGCCACUGGUUUUUUUAUCAAUGUUCUUUUUCUUCAACAAUCCCAGAUCAACCUUCGCAGAUAAUUACAUCGUCUUAGUUUGCCUUGUAUAUUGUGUGACUGGAAUAGCUUAUGUGUUUGCAAUCAUCCUUGAGCCUAGUCCUGCCCAACUGUGGUCAGUGCUUCUUCCUGUUGUUUUGACUCUUGUCGCAACCCAGGACAAAGAUAGUGAAAUUGUAAAACAUUUGGCAAAAUUGUGCUAUACAAGAUGGGCUCUAGAAUCUUUUGUCAUUGCAAACGCCCAAAGAUACUCGGGAGUCUGGCUGAUUACUCGUUGCAGUUCGUUAAUGCAAGGCGGGUACCAUAUUGGUGAUUGGACUCAUAAUCUCAUCUUCCUAAUUCUUACAGGCAUCAUUAGUCGCAUUUUAGCUUAUAUAUCUAUGGUGACUAUCAAGAAGUGAUUUAGGAGGUUCAUUUUAGUUGAUUCAAUGGUGUUUAACAAUGAAAAAUCCGGUUGAUGUCUCUUGUAUCAUGGUAAAAACUCAACAUGAGAGGGGAUCAUGUAAAUACCCAAAAGAGAAGCAAAAUUCUCUUUAGCAAUAGGAAUUCACUACUAACCGUUAGGUAGACAUGUAGAUAAAUAAUAAGAUAGUAAGCAAAAAAAAA